AUUAAUUAAUUCACAUACAUAAUUUUUUAGGUAAAUUAUUGGAGAGGAUGAGGAGGAGGAAUAUGAGAGUGAAUUCGAGCAAUAAUUCUAAGUCUUAUGAAUAUUUGCAAAAGGCUCACAAUCACAAUAAGGUAGGGAAGCAAUUUGAAAUUGAAAAUGAUACUGAGAGACCGCUCUCAAUAUUAUCGUACGAAUCUAAAACUCGAGCACCAACUCAUGCUCUAUUGAAUCAUCAUCAUCAUCAUCGAUAUAUAGAAAAGAAUAAAAGAAUCAAUUAUCAACUGGAAACUCAGAGUCUAACUCCAUCUUCAUUAUCCCGACAAGAAUGUUAUCUCAAGAAAACUACUUUGGCUGCAAAGUCAGCUUGUGCCAACUCGAGUUUUGCAGCUACAAAGUUUGAAAUUAAGGGGGAAUCAAAAAAGAGACCGCGCGAAGUAUUUGAAAGUGCAAGAAUUGAAAAAGAAAUAGAGGAAAGGGAAAAAAGAGAAGGAGAGAAGUUACAAAGACAAAAAGAAAGACAGGAAAAAGAAGAAAAAGAAAAAAAAGCGAAUUUGCAACGAUUAAUUAGAGAAAGAGAAGCUCACUUAGCUAUGAUUGAAAAGGUUAAGCAAGAAGUUGAUCAUUCUGAUCAAAACCAUAAGUAUUUCUUGGAACUUGAAAAACUAUGCGGCUACAAACAAUCAUGCAGAUAUAAUAAAAGAAAUUCUGAAAUGCACACUUAUUCUUCUUCUAAUAUAUUAUUUGGGACGCCAUUGAAAAAGUUGGGAUUAUUUUUGAAAAAUGACGAGGAGAAAGAAUUUGAAGAAGAAGAGGAAAACUUGAAUCUACAAAAUUAAAGAAGUUGAAACAAGCUUAGUUUAUAUUGUUUGUAACUAAAUAUUCUAUUAUAAAAUUUAAUAAUGACAAGAUUGAUUACAUUUUUUACAUUUAGAGAUGUUAUGACAAGAUUGUUCGUGCUAGAAAUUGUCUUUUAAGUUAGUUAUAUAUAUAUAUAAAACUGUCGAAAAUUGAGCCUAGUGUACUGUUUUGUAUCACUUUAGAACACAUGGUCCAAUUUAUCAUUUAACAAAACAGAGAGUUGGAUGGAUAAUUUUUAUAAAACACAAAAGUUAAAAUAAUAUUAACACUAUAUAUAUUUAUAUAAAUUCUUAUAUAUGUAAUUCUUUUAAAUUCUUAUAUACUACGCGUGGUGUUACAAAGACAAAAAGAAAGACAGGAAAAAGAAGAAAGAGAAAAAAUAGCGAAUUUACAACGAUUAAUUAGAGAAAGAGAAGCUCACUUACCUAUGAUUGAAAAUGUUAAUAUUUGCUUGCAUAUUUUUUCGUUUGGUAUCUUAAAUAAUUGUAAAAGAUUUUGUUUUGAUGAUAAAUUCUAACUAAUUUGUACUAUGAUAAUUCAUUAACACAGGUUAAGCAAGAAGUACUUGAUCAAAACUUUAAGGAUUUCUUAUCAAAAUUUGAAAAGCUAUGCGUGUACAAACAAUCAUGCAGAUAUGAUGGCAGAAAUUCUGAAAUGCACACCUAUUCAUCUUCUAAUAUAUUAUAUGAGACACCGUUGACAAAAUUGGGAUUGUUUUUGAAAAACGACGAGGAGAAAGAAUAUGAAGAAGAAGAGGAAAACUUGAAUCUACAAAAGAAGAUGAAACAAACUUAGUUUAAAGGCCAA
Messenger RNA from Cannabis sativa, 1665 nucleotides. RefSeq lists its product as uncharacterized. Lineage: Eukaryota; Viridiplantae; Streptophyta; Magnoliopsida; Rosales; Cannabaceae. The transcript has 5 exons. The record is from RefSeq and is a predicted model, not a curated record. The coding region runs from base 48 to 836 and encodes 262 amino acids.